This is a messenger RNA of Caenorhabditis elegans, 1340 nucleotides long. RefSeq names its product Isobutyryl-CoA dehydrogenase, mitochondrial (gene acdh-9). Bases 4 to 1233 code for a protein of 409 amino acids. The transcript is spliced from 8 exons. Gene Ontology annotation, molecular function: oxidoreductase activity, acting on the CH-CH group of donors; short-chain 2-methyl fatty acyl-CoA dehydrogenase activity; flavin adenine dinucleotide binding. Gene Ontology annotation, biological process: lipid metabolic process. The record is from RefSeq and is marked reviewed. Lineage: Eukaryota; Metazoa; Nematoda; Chromadorea; Rhabditida; Rhabditidae.
CAGAUGUUGCUACGAAAUGUGCUCUCCAAAGGUCUUCGGCUCAGAAAUUCCAGCAGUUACUGCUUGAGGCCGGGUGUUGGACUCGAACGCGACGUCGAAGAUGUUUUGGAAGCCGCCCAUCAAUUUGCCAAGAAAGAAAUGUACCCAAAAAUGGCAGAUUGGGAUAAGCAGGGAGAGCUCCCGAUGGACGUGCUCCGGAAAGCUGGAGAAAUGGGAUUCGGAGCCAUUUAUUGCAGUGGCGACCAUGGAGGAUCCGGGCUCUCUAGACUUCAUGCUUCAGUAAUUUUUGAGCAGCUUUCAAUGGGAUGCGUGUCGACGGCAGCUUAUAUUUCAAUUCAUAAUAUGUGCGCCUGGAUGCUGGAUACCUACGGCCCGGAGAAGCUUAAAGAGGACUUGCUCCCAGACAUGGCUGUUUUCAAAAAGCUCGGAUCCUACUGUCUCACAGAGCCAGACGCGGGCUCCGACGCCGCAAGCAUCAGAACCACGGCUACCAAAAAAGGAGAUUAUUAUGUUGUCAACGGAUCGAAAGCUUUUAUCAGUGGAGCAGGAACUUCAAAUAACUACUUCGUUAUGAUGCGGCAGGAUGGUGCAGCUCCGGGAGCCAAGGGAAUUUUCUGUCUUAUGAUUGAGGAUGGAACUGAGGGAUUCAGUUACGGGAAGAAGGAGGAUAAGCUUGGGUGGAACUCACAACCAACAAGGAUUUUGACUUUUGAGGAUUGCAAGGUACCAAUCACUAAUCAAAUUGGAAAAGACGGGUUCGGCUUCAACAUCGCAAUGGCUGGGCUCAACGGAGGACGCAUUAACAUUGCGAGUUGCUCACUAGGAGCUGCUCAAAGGAGCAUGGACUUAGCUAUUGAACAUUUGAAAUAUAGAAAACAAUUUGGUAAGAGCUUGGCAGACUUCCAGUAUAACCAGUUCAAGCUUGCGGAGCUCGCCACAAAAUUGUAUACUAGCAGACUAAUCGUUAGAAACGCCGCGGAGCAACUAGACAAUGAUGAUCCGGAGAAGGUGGCUCUUUGUGCAAUGGCGAAGCUUCACGCCACUGAUAAUUGUUUCGAUGUCGUCAACGGAGCUCUGCAGAUGUUCGGUGGCUACGGAUUCCUGAAAGAUUAUCCGGUUCAACAGUACCUCCGCGACAUCCGAGUUCACCAAAUCCUUGAAGGAACCAAUGAAAUGAUGAGAUUGUUGAUUAGCAGGGACCUGCUCACUAAGGAUGUAUUCUGGAGCUCCUGAGCCAUAUUUGUCUCCAAGGAAUUUUAGAAAUGGGUAUUUCCAAUUGCUCAUGGCAUUUUGCUAUUUAUUACAAACUUUUAUUGAAUAUAAAUGUUUUAGAUUUUCCU